Molecule: messenger RNA, 294 nt
Organism: Closterium sp. NIES-65
Lineage: Eukaryota; Viridiplantae; Streptophyta; Zygnematophyceae; Desmidiales; Closteriaceae
Source: the annotation of a GenBank genome assembly
AUGCAACCCCCUGAAGGCCGGGAGAAUCUGACUUCAAGAAAAGCAGGGGGGUGCGGAGAGGAAGGGGGGAAGGAGGAGGAGGAGGAGGAGGAGGAGGAGGAGGAGGAGGAGGAGGAGGAGGAGGAGGAGGAGGAGGAGGAGGAGGAGGAGGAGGAGGAGGAGGAGGAGGAGGAGGAGGAGGAGGAGGAGGAGGAGGAGGAGGAGGAGGAGGAGGAGGAGGAGGAGGAGAAAGAAGAAAAGGGGGACGGGUUUGAAGAGGGGGGACUUGCUAGGAGAAGAAGGAAAGAAGGUUAG